AGAGGGAGCAAACCCAAGCCGAAAGAAAAAAUGCCAAUAAUUUCCAUUACUUCAGCUACCAAAAUCACCUUUCUUCCCAACUCCAUCCCCUCUGUACCUUCAUUUAAAACAAAAUCUAAUGGUGGGUUAGUGGUAGAAUGUUCAUCGAGGCCACAGAAGAAGGCAACGAAGCAUCACAUGAAGACAAGGCCACGCAAGACGCAGCCAUGGGACAUAAGGAGGAAACCCACCGUUUACGCUCCUUUGCCUCCACUCCCUCCUGAUUGGACCCUGGUUUCGAGCGGUGAUUCUGAUGAUGGUGACGAUGUUGUCGCUGGUGUUAAUGAGGAAGGUUCAAUGAAGAAUGCUGUUGUCUGUUGUUCUCUUGCGUUGCCACAAUUUAUGGUGGUGCCAACUUUUUCAUGA
Messenger RNA from Durio zibethinus, 405 nucleotides. Lineage: Eukaryota; Viridiplantae; Streptophyta; Magnoliopsida; Malvales; Malvaceae. The record is from RefSeq and is a predicted model, not a curated record.